Messenger RNA from Leptosomus discolor (cuckoo roller), 1109 nucleotides. The record is from RefSeq and is a predicted model, not a curated record. Lineage: Eukaryota; Metazoa; Chordata; Aves; Leptosomiformes; Leptosomidae.
GAACUGCAAAGAUCUCAGGCUUUGGAGAUGAAGAUGAUAAAUCCAAGGAAAUAAUCCAGCUGCCGCCAUUAUGACAACUGAAAGGUCCUUUGUGUCAAAAUGAACAGUCUUUGAGAAAAAUCUGGAAAGCAGUUAAAUCUGAAAAAUGGGAGAAAGAGUAAGGAGCCCAGAUUCUGAACACGACAGGAAAUCAGAUGGGGAUAAAAAUAGUGACUCCUAUUAUUCAGAUGAAGAUAAUGGAUCUCGUUCAUCUGGCCAGUCGCCAACGCUAAGCUAUCCAUCUACAAGCCAAGAAAAAAGAGAUCACAAAACACAAACUUCAAACAGCCUUGUACACUACCAAGCCACAAAGAAAUUGGGCUCCAAAUAUGCACCAAGCAAAAGAGGGACACGGUGGGGUUUCCGUUCUCAGAGCCUCACUAGGGAUUCUCCUGCAAAAGAUAUAGAUCUUGUUACAAAAAGAGUUCUUUCUGCUAGGCUGCUGAAAAUCAAUGAGCUCCGAAAUGAACUGACUGAACUCCACAUCAAACUGGAUGAGCUGCAGAAGGAAAACAGGGCACUGAAGAGGCUUCAGCACAGGCAGGAGAAAGCCUUGAAUAAGUUUGAAGAUACAGAAAACGAAAUCUCUCAGCUCCUUGCUCGGCACAACAAUGAGAUUAGAAUAUUAAGGGAGCGCCUCCGAAAAUCUCAAGAGAGAGAACGUGCAACCGAGAGACGGCUGAAAGAUUCGGAAGAUGAACUGUACAGAACAAAAACUGUCUUGCAGAAACUGAAAAAACUGUCUGCAGAUAAGCACCUUGCUGAAAGAGAUGACCUGGCAAAGAAGCUAGCCUAUGCAGAGAGCAGGCUAGAGGACAGUGAAAAAAGAAUUAAGGAUCUGGAAAAAAAUCUUGAAUUAAGUGGUAGCAGUUUUCAACGAGAGUUGCAUUCAAAGAAAAAGAAGAUGUAUGAGGCUCAAGAAGAAAACAGAGUUCUCCAAGAAGAGCUUCAGCAACUAAAUCAGAAGCUGAAGGAAAAAGAAAGAGAACUUGAAGCAAAAAAUAUAUAUGCUAAUCGUAUGUUGAAGCUAUCACCAAGAAAAGACACAGAUAUUAUACAAAGAAGAAGAG